Molecule: messenger RNA, 2034 nt
Organism: Fundulus heteroclitus (mummichog)
Lineage: Eukaryota; Metazoa; Chordata; Actinopteri; Cyprinodontiformes; Fundulidae
Gene: pfkfb3
Product: 6-phosphofructo-2-kinase/fructose-2,6-biphosphatase 3
Exons: 16
Coding region: 246-1853 (535 amino acids)
Biological process (GO): fructose 2,6-bisphosphate metabolic process; fructose metabolic process
Cellular component (GO): cytosol
Molecular function (GO): ATP binding; fructose-2,6-bisphosphate 2-phosphatase activity; 6-phosphofructo-2-kinase activity
Source: RefSeq, a predicted model, not a curated record
GUGCGCGCUUCAUGGGUGCUUUCGUCACGGAAGUCACGUUGCUUCGCCGGCCGGCCGGGCGUGGUUAAAUAGAGGAUGUGCGCCGCAGACCGGCAGAUUAACCCAGCGAGCUAUGAGGACAAAGUGAACGAAGCUUCGGCUCCGACUACUAUCCGGCUGUUUUUCAGCGUUCUAUAGCCAAACUUCGGAAUUUAAGCAACUCGCAUUCGUCGUAGCUGUGUGCUUUUGAUUCAGCCUCCAAAGGAAUGCCAAGAGAGCUCACCCAGAACAGGAUCCAAAAGAUCUGGGUUCCCACCAAGGAUGACAAACGAAGAGGCACUGGCGCCCCUCACUUCGCCAACCCUCCAACCGUUAUUGUGAUGGUGGGACUCCCUGCUCGAGGGAAGACUUACAUUUCCAAGAAGCUCACCCGCUACCUCAACUGGAUCGGCAUUCCCACCAAAGUCUUCAACGUCGGAGAAUACCGCAGGGAGGCUGUCAAAAAUUACAGCUCCUAUGACUUCUUCAAGCCUGAUAACGAGUCUGCUGUGAAGAUCAGGCAGCAGUGUGCCUUAGCAGCCUUGAGAGAUGUCAAGUCCUACUUGAAGGAUGAAGGCGGCCAAGUGGCAGUGUUUGAUGCCACCAACACGACAAGAGAUCGAAGGGAUCUGAUCUUGAAGUUUGGCAAUGAGAACGACUUUAAGAUCUUCUUCAUUGAGUCUGUAUGUGAAGACCCUAGUGUCAUUGCAUCAAACAUCAUGGAGGUGAAAGUGUCCUGUCCAGACUACAAGGACUGCAACAAGACCGAAGCCAUGUUGGAUUUCCAAAAACGCAUUGAAUGCUAUAGGACCAGUUACCAGCCUCUGGAUCCAGAUCAGUAUGACAGGGAUCACUCCUUCAUCAAGGUGAUAGACGUUGGUCGCCGUUUUCUUGUCAACCGGAUCCAGGAUCACAUUCAGAGUAAAAUCGUUUACUACUUGAUGAAUAUCCACGUCCAGCCGCGCACCAUCUACCUGUGUCGCCAUGGGGAGAGCACAGACAACCUGGAAGGACGACUGGGCGGCGACUCUGGCCUCUCACAGCGGGGCCAACAGUUUUCUGCUGCCCUGGCUCGGUUCGUUGAGGAGCAGCAGCUAAAGGACCUGAAAGUGUGGACCAGCCAGCUGUGCCGCAGCAUCCAGACAGCCGAGCAUCUAGGAGUCCCAUACGAGCAGUGGAAGGCACUGAAUGAGAUCGAUGCUGGCAUGUGUGAGGAGAUGACUUAUGAUGAAGUGAAGGAGAAAUUCCCAGAAGAGUUUGCACUGAGAGAUGAAGACAAAUACUACUACCGCUAUCCAGCGGGAGAGUCCUACCAGGACCUGGUCCAGCGGGUUGAGCCUGUGAUCAUGGAGCUGGAGAGGCAGGAGAACGUCCUGGUGAUCUGCCAUCAGGCUGUAAUGCGCUGUCUACUUGCUUACUUUCUGGAUAAGAGUGCUGAUGAGAUGCCCUACUUGAGGUGUCCCCUCCACACAGUCCUAAAACUGACCCCGGUCGCCUAUGGUUGCAAAGUGGAGUCAAUCUGUCUAAAUGUGGAGGCGGUGAACACCCACAGAGACCGACCAGAGGAGGUGAAGAGGGGUCCUGGAACCCUGAUUAGGAGGAACAGCGUGACUCCCCUGACCAGCCCAGAGUCUCACAUCAAGAAACCUCGCAUCGAGGACCUUGACGAGGCUCCAAUCCAGGAGCUGCCCAACUCUGUAGCAUCUCUGGCCCUCAGCACUUCCUCGCACAUUCCCCUUGCUCUGGCCGGAGAGCACUGGCUGGGCAAAGUUUGCCUACGCACAAUCCUCCACUAUCUGAAGGUGAUAUUCCAUCUUAGUUUUCAAAGAACCUGAGAAGCUCAUCAGUUUGCCAUGACAUACUGCAGCCCUGCUAGUGAACAGAGUGGAUUGCUGGGACGCAGAGACAUCGAACUGAGAACCCAAAUCACUUUUGCCAGCUAGUGAGAACUUCUGCUGUACCUUUAUCACUUCAGCUAGAUUUUUUUUUUUUUUUUUAUAUUCCCCAAUUUAAUUU